This is a messenger RNA of Manduca sexta (tobacco hornworm), 3615 nucleotides long. Its product is annotated as probable protein phosphatase 2C 11. The transcript is spliced from 10 exons. The record is from RefSeq and is a predicted model, not a curated record. Gene Ontology annotation, molecular function: protein serine/threonine phosphatase activity; cation binding. Bases 143 to 2167 code for a protein of 674 amino acids. Gene Ontology annotation, biological process: protein dephosphorylation. NCBI's taxonomy places the organism in Eukaryota, Metazoa, Arthropoda, Insecta, Lepidoptera, Sphingidae.
ACUUCGUUUUUUAUGUAAUGGCAACACAGUUUACGGCGGUUGAUUGACUCGUCUAGCUUGCCGCCUGCGCGAUUUUCUGUGGCUUUUCGCGCCUCGCAUAAUUAUUUAGUCAUAAUUAUUUACAUGCACCUAACAUUCCACAAUGGGUGCAUAUUUAUCUGAACCUGUGACCGAAAAGGUAUCCAGCGAUGAAGCAAAUGAUAAACUAGAGUGCGGCGCGAGCUCCAUGCAAGGAUGGCGUGUCAACCAAGAGGAUGCUCAUAACACAAUCUUGGACUAUGACUCCAACACAUCUUUAUUUGCUGUUUAUGAUGGCCAUGGUGGGGCUGAAGUGGCAUUAUACUGUUCACAAAAUUUUCCAAAUUUCAUAAAAAAUAUAGAAGCAUACAAGACGGGUGAUCUGACGAAAGCUUUAGAAGAUGCCUUUCUGGAGUUUGAUGCUUCAAUUGCCACUAAAGAGGUGAUGGACAUAUUGAAAGAAUUGGCCGGAGAAAUAAAUCCACCAGGACCCAGUGACAAUGAAGCAGAAUCUGAGGAUGAAAAUGUCAGUAAUCUAUAUCAAGAGGCUAGGCUUCCAUUGCAGGAGGUUCUUGCUAAAUAUGAAAAUAAGCUAAGCACCCUUCAUCGUGCUCGUCUUGGCGAUACCGCUACGCCAUUAUCACCCUGCCUACGUGCCAAGAAAAACACUGAUGACGCUAGUGGAUCAGGUGCUGGUGCGUCCAGUUCAAGUUCAGGGUUCAGUUUUGUCGCUGGUUCUAGUUCAGAACAGGCCAGUGGUGAAGCAUCAUCAAGCAAGAAUGGCCUGUCGUCCAACACAGAUCCAGAGACCAAUGCAGAUGAAGACACAGGAGGUGUUUCUUCUACAAAUUCUAAUGAAGAAGACAAAGAUCUAAAUGGAGAGGUUUCAACAAGUGAUCCCCUACAAAAUGUUAAAGACCCCAUUGCUGUGGACAUUGACAAAACCAAUUCCACAGUACCCGAUAGUUCCGAAGACAAUUGUCAUGAACCUGAACAAAGUGGUGAUGCCAAGACUGAACCACUUACUGAUAAUGGCUCGGAAGUCUGUAAUGGGGAAGUAACUGAUUCAAAACAAGUUGAAACUGAAGAUAAUAAUAUAACAUCCUCGAAUGGUUCUGCUACCCCUGUUAAAUCAGGGAAAAUUAAACCAUCACCUGUAUCAAGCUCAGAGAAGACGGCGCCGGAGAGGCCGAAAAAGGCAAAUCUGCGCCGUGCAGCCGCCGCUGUAUAUGAAAAGCUUUUGAGGCAGGCGGCCGAGGAAGACGAUGAAAGUGACUCAAAUGAUGAGACUUUUGAAGGCGGCGAAGCUAUGUCUUCUGAUGAAGAAAAUGUUAAUGGAAUGGAAGACUCUUCUAUCGAUGGUGAAGCAGAAGAAGAAGACGAUGAAGAAGAUUAUGAAGCAGAAUCAAGUGAUGAAGAGGGUGAAGAGGAUCUUACAAUGACAGAGGAGCCAGGAAAUGAUAGCGGUUGCACUGCAGUGGUAGCAUUGCUACGAGACAAUGAAUUGUAUGUCGCGAAUGCUGGGGAUUCACGCUGUAUUAUCUGCAGAGAAGGAAAAGCCAUUGAUAUGUCAAUUGAUCACAAGCCAGAAGAUGCGCCAGAACUAGAGAGAAUAACCAAAGCUGGUGGGAAAGUUUCCACUGACGGACGAAUUAAUGGUGGCCUUAAUUUAUCGCGGGCCAUUGGCGAUCAUUCAUACAAACAGAAUAAAGAAAUGGGUGCUAAAGAACAAAUGAUCACAGCAUUCCCUGACGUAAAAACAUUGACAAUAGAUCCAGAUAAAGAUCAGUUUAUGGUGCUGGCUUGUGAUGGUAUAUGGAACUUUAUGUCUAGUCAAGAUGUUUGCGACUUCAUUCUACCCAGGUUGGCUGAAGGCAGGGAAAAGUUAUCACAGAUUUGCGAAGAGAUGUUUGAUCAUUGUCUGGCACCAAGCACAAUGGGUGAUGGGACAGGUUGUGAUAAUAUGACCGCAAUAAUCGUGCGAUUUAAAGAUGGAAAAAUUGCUGAGGUUGGUCAAAAUUCCAACAAUGCGGAAGGCUCGAAAAAACGCGUGGCUGAAGAAGAGCCCAGUGAAGAAACACAACAAGAAUGUAAAAGGCAAAAGUUUGAUGAUCCUCUUUCUAGUUCUGUAGUGACUUCCAGUGUUUAGACCUUUAAUAAAAAGACAAAAGUGUUCAAACCACACAAAUUAUUGUGAAACAUUUGGUGGAGAUUUAUAAUUUGAAUUAUAAAAUAGGCACACAAUGGUUUCUACAAUUUGGAAAUUUAUUUUUUGUUUCACUAAGUAAUUUAUUUUACGCAUUGCUAUUUUGGUUUAUCACCCUCAUAUUUUGUAUUUUAGUUGACAUGUAUUAUAUUUGCCAGUUUCCACUUCAAAAAUAAUGGAUAUACUAAUUAUUUAGAUGAUUAAUUAUGCAUGCACAUAGCUUCAUUGGUGAUGUCGAUUACAUAUUAUGUGAUAUGACGUGUAAGGAAAUACUGUAGUUAAAUAUUAUUAGUAUAUUUUCAAUAGCAACAAUUUGGGCCUUAUAAAUACGUUAUGCGUCAUUUUAUAACAUUAAGCAUUUAUUUACAUUUAAUUAUAAUGGUUUGUUGCUUUUGGAAAUUUAUUUUUUUAAACCUUUCUUCCUAUCUUUAGAAAUGUGUGACUGAAUUUAUCGCGAUAAUUUACAAGGACGAGGUGCGAUUUAUAAAUUAGUGAUUGUUUAUUACAUUAUGACGAAGGACUGCGACGGUAAAAUAGCCGAGCUGAUAAAUUGAUGGUUAUUUAAGCGGCUCAUAGUGAGUAUUCUCGAUAAGGGAAGAUUGCUGCUAAUGAUUAAAUUCAGAACUGACUUGUUGACGAUAGCCUUAGGUAAUAAGCUGUAAGUGUAAGUUAUAGUAAUAAAUGACUAUAGUCUAGUUAUGUUGAAACCCAUUAGUUUACAGAAUAAAAAAUGCAAAUACAAAAUUCAUUUGUAUCACUCGUUUUGAAGUAUAUCAUAACUAGAUAGUAGGAAUAUGAAACUUCAUUUUCAAUAUGUCGAAACAUGUUACGUGCAGCACAUUAUACCUGUUAGUGCCCAGUUAUAUAUUUGUGUACCUAUUUAUUGAUUUUUAUUGAAACCAUCUUGAAUACAAGGGUACUGUUACAAGUUAUUAUAGUUUUCUGUUUAUAAUUAUAGAAAAAAAAGAAAAUAGUUAAUUUGUUCUUAUUUAGAAUCUAAAAAUUGGUAUCUAAAUUAUUAAUCCACAUGAAAAUUCUCAAAUAAAUUGUUAUGGUGUUUGGUACAGAAAAUUAUUAUAAUAAUGACAUUGGCAUGUUCCUACAAAAAAAGUUAUAAAAUUUGGAGUCAAGGGAAUCUAAUGUAUAUUUCAAUUAUUUAUGUGUUAUUCUGUAGUAAUAAGUAGUUAUAUUUUUGUAAUCACAGGUAUUGUAAAAAAAUAAGAUAAUUUCACAAUCAUGAUACAUAUUCCAAGUUUAUUGUGAUUUGUAUAAACUUAUUGCAAAUGGACAAAUAUUGUGCAGGAAACCCCAUACUUCUACUUUGCAGGUUCAGUAUAAGAACUGUUCUCAUUUCAUGUGUGUUUCUAAGAAAAUUACAUUUUUACAGACUG